AUGGUAUUCAAACUGAAGUCGGGAACAAAGACGCAUAGCAGCAUGCCUGUCCCUGAGUUCUAUAUCCAUGGGAAAUUAGCCGGAACUGCAUUUGCAGAUGUGUACACAACACACCGCAUUGCCAAGCACAGCCAUAAUCAUUUGUUGCUGUAUAAUCGCGGGUCUCCUGCUACUGGUUCUACUACUCCGAUGCAGAAUGCCCCGUUGAACAAAAACAGCCUAUCUUGCGCACAAAGCGGUAGAUUCUUCAACAGUUCGUUGGUUCAAAAUCUCAGUGACGAAUCCUUUUGCAAGCUAGUCGUAGAUAAUCUCAGUACUAUAUCCACCGGUACCUUAGUGAUGAGUGAUUCACCGUCAAUGAGAAGUUGCAUUCGACGUCGACAAAGAAACUACCGACGAAACAAGGGACAAAAGUUUUGGUACUGCAGUGACACAACCAACUCGAGAAAUAAUGAUUACAAGCGUGUAAAUAAUGGUAAUGGAGCUUCCAUUACAAAACUUCGGACUGCAAAUAUUCCGUCUCCAAAUUUAUUUUCAUGGUCUGAGCCAUUACAGUCGAGCGAGCCGGUUGGUCAAGCCCUUUUGGACUCCACAAUAACACACUGGAGUCGUUCGAAUGCAUUUCGUAAGGCACAGGUCUAUGCGGACCAAGUGGAGGAGCAAAAGCGCCAAAGAGCUCACGAAUAUACCAGUGCACAUGUUACUUCCAGUCCUGCUCCCUGUAGAUCGAAAUUCACUGAAACUGAUACGCCUCGUUCACACCUUGCGGUCGGCUACCUUGAGUACUACAAACGCCAGGGAAAGGUUCAAUCAGAGACAAGCAGUUUGACACGCAGUCCAACCGGUUCGGCUAAACGUAAUCCGACUUUGCGCGAAAUCAACCGGCUAACUGGAGGACUCCGCAAGCCCUCACCGGUGGACAGUCCAGCUCGUAAAGACUCAACACAGAGCAACCGUGUAACCCGAUCUCCAGCUGAAACAAGCUCCACCAAGCCGGAUUCACUGACCAUGUCCAAUGCGUCAUUCAGCUCACAAAGUGUUUUGUACACAGGACCAAGAAGUCGCUUGCUCUCACUGGAGUCCGAACGUGUCUCCGCAACAGACGAAGUGGGUUCAACAAAUGCCGAACGUCGUCCAUUAUUUUCAUGUGGAUCUUUCUCCGAGCUCCAAUGGCAGUCGGCUGAGAAUCUGAAAACAAAAGAGUCCCCACCCAGCGCACUUUCCGACACUCAAACAAGUCUACAUCAACGGACAAACAGCAAAACAGGGUCUUUCUAUCCGAACCUACAGGCGAUCAGAAGACCAACAGUGUGUUUGUUUAGUGCGCGAAAACGGCCACAUCGUAAAGGUCAUCAACGACGUAGCCAUGUUCGCGACCUUCACUUGGGUCUCACUCACAAUCAGCAUGGAUCACCCAGAUCAGCAGCUACACUUACGCCCGUCAGUACGGGUUCAACACUGAGUCCUCCGCAGGCAGGCAUUGAUCUGCCUGACGUGUAUCUAUAUCCCCCUUCAAUGAGCAGUAUUCACUCUGCACGUGGAAGUUUGCUGGUAGCUCAAUAUCGCGAUGAUCCAAACAUGUACUCAGAACGGUUUCCGAAUUCCCAUUCCUAUGCUUCAAUGAGAGAUGAUGAGCUAGUGUCUAAUGGAUAUGGAAACAGCUAUUUUGAUGGAAUGACGUCGAAUGGAGUGCACCCUGUACAAAAAACACAAUCCACAAUUCUUUCAGACAACCUGGGAGCAGAGAAUGCACAAUCAACUGCGUUAUCGUAUUCCCGAACAAGUUCACUUGGCCUGACCACAAAGGAUUUUAUGCCGCAGGCCUCGGCAUUUCCCAAGAACUCAUCAUUUGACUUCGGUCCCCAAACCCCAAGAGAUCGAACCCACAGACGGUUGUCACCAAAAGAACUAGAGCCACCUCUAGGAUUCAACACCCUAAAACGUGCAAUCAGUUUGAACUUGAGGCCGAAAAGCCCAAAAAGUUUAGGUGCGGAACUUCAGUCUAUCUUCGACAAACAUUAUGAAAUGACGGGCAUACGAAUGUUGACGGUCGGACCGACAAACCCACCACGAUCAAGUUUGGAUUCGCACUCAGGAGGGCCUGAUUUUUCAAUCCGCAACAAGCUUGAGAAACGAAGACAAAGUUGCAGUGUCGCCUUGGAAGAUGUCAAUCUCCGACUGACCAGUGGCAUGAAAGCAGCUAUCAGUGCUCUUCAUUUGGACUGUCUCUGUUCAGACGAACUUGUGACGAAAAAGAGCACGCCUUCUGUACUUUCUUCUCUAGCCACUGCGACGCUCCCAUGCAUGGCUCCACUACGCUCCCACAUUCCUUCAGUCACAACUUCAGCUGUCUUGCAAAAGAACCUCAAGGGAGCAAGCUCCCCAAUGCGUCGAUCAAGUACCAUAAUCCCCAAAGACGUGUCCUCACUAACAAAGGACAAACAGAGUACUGGUUCAACACACAUGAAUGUCCAACAGCCCACUAUGAGAUCGAUUAAAAGCAGCACAAAUCUGCAUGAAGUAGGCGCAGUCCCCGAGAUUCCUUCGACCUCAACAUCACAAAGGAGAGAUUCAGCUGAGUUCCAGAACACGAAGUUGACGGAAACUCGAGAACUGCGCCUACCCGAUGAGCCCCAGGAAGAGCGAAACCAGUUGUGGGCUACCGACGAAUUUUCAGUAACCUUAUGA
This is a messenger RNA of Opisthorchis viverrini, 2688 nucleotides long. RefSeq lists its product as hypothetical. Lineage: Eukaryota; Metazoa; Platyhelminthes; Trematoda; Opisthorchiida; Opisthorchiidae. The transcript is spliced from 13 exons. The record is from RefSeq and is a predicted model, not a curated record. Bases 1 to 2688 code for a protein of 895 amino acids.